Molecule: messenger RNA, 1565 nt
Organism: Aedes aegypti (yellow fever mosquito)
Lineage: Eukaryota; Metazoa; Arthropoda; Insecta; Diptera; Culicidae
Product: senecionine N-oxygenase
Exons: 2
Coding region: 263-1528 (421 amino acids)
Molecular function (GO): NADP binding; flavin adenine dinucleotide binding; N,N-dimethylaniline monooxygenase activity
Source: RefSeq, a predicted model, not a curated record
AAUUGAUCCUAAAUCCUAUAUUGCCUAUACGGACAACGAGAAGUUACUUCUGGUCUCUAAUCAAUCACAAUCAUUAAUGUUCUGGUUGCUUGCCAUGAUUAACCGUAGCGCCAGCUGAUGGUUGGUUAAUCCGGAUAUCUUACCAUACUUUCGUAGUUCGAUAAAAAGCGCUACGAUAAAAAGCUGAGCCGAAAUAAUUCGACUGUCCAGUUUAACCGAUACCUUUGCUCAGAAAGCAAGUUCCGUAGUGAAUCGAGUGAAAAUGGCUAAGUCAACCUACUGUAUCAUCGGAGCUGGAUUGGCAGGAAUCAACGCCACUAGGCAUGCCCUGGAAGCGGGUGGCGAUGUGACGGUGUUCGAGCAGACCAGCAAAGUGGGCGGAACUUGGGUUUACACCGAUGAAAUCGGAAAGGAUAAGCACGGAUUGGACAUUCAUACCAGCAUGUACCAGGGCUUGAAGACGAAUAUUCCGAAGGAGAUUAUGGGAUUCCCAGAUUUCCCGAUUGGGCAGCAGGAGGAAUCUUACGUAACUUCGCAGGAUGUGUUGAAGUUUAUCGAAAAUUAUGUCGAAAAGUUUGAGCUUUGCAAGUAUAUCAAAUUUGAGCAUCAUGUGAUCCGGGUGACUCGGAAGCUGGACUUUGAAAAAUGGGAGGUGCUAGUGAAAGAUCUUCAGGCCAACAGAUAUGAUUCGUAUAUGUUUGACUACAUCCUCGUGUGCAAUGGUCACUUCUUCAGUCCAUUCACACCGAAGAUCCCAGGUCAUGAAACGUUCAAAGGUCGUCAAAUGCAUAGUCACGACUAUCGAAGUCCUGCGCCUUUUGCCGGUAAAAACGUGGUCGUGGUGGGUGGAAGCCACAGCGGUAUAGAUGUAGCGAUUGCUUCGGCUCCAAUUACCAAGCAGCUUGCACUGAGUCAUCGGUGUCCGGAAAGGUUGAACAUUUUCUACGAUAAAGUUGUGCAGAAACCGGAGAUUGCCAGAAUCUAUGAUAACGAAGUUGAGUUUGUCGAUGGUACACGGCAGACUUGCGAUGUUCUGGUUUACUGUACGGGGUACCGGACCAGCUUCCCAUUUCUCAGCGUGGAUUGUGGUAUUACUGUGGAGGAGAAUCACGUCCAGCCAUUGUACAAGCACUGCAUAAACAUACGGCAUUCCUCGAUGGCGGUAAUUGGAUUGCCGUUCAGUGUAUGUUUCACCCUGAUGGUGGAUUUACAGAUAAGAUUUUGUAUAAAAUUUUUCAGUGGAGGAAAGAGGCUACCAUCCGAGCAGGAAAUGGUUGCAGACACCAAGGCGGAUGAGGAAGAACGUGCCAAAAGAGGAUUUCUGAAGCGUCAAGCUCAUAUGCUUUCCGGGGAUCUACAGCAACGCUAUUACGAUGAUCUGGCUCGGAUUGCCGAUAUCGAGCCUUUGAAGCCUGUGCUAACGAAGUUAUACACGGUAUGCGUUCGGGAGAAGAAACAGGAUAUAUUGAAUUACAGGAACAAUGUGUAUCGCAUCAUAGACGAUGAGAAUUUCAUCAAAGUCAAUUAGGCGAAGUGAUGGGAUUGAAUAAAUGAUAAAUGCGUAA